Messenger RNA from Plasmopara halstedii, 153 nucleotides. RefSeq lists its product as uncharacterized. The transcript is spliced from 2 exons. The record is from RefSeq and is a predicted model, not a curated record. NCBI's taxonomy places the organism in Eukaryota, Oomycota, Peronosporomycetes, Peronosporales, Peronosporaceae. The coding region runs from base 1 to 153 and encodes 50 amino acids.
AUGCUUAAGCAGACGUCAAACUACGAACCAUGUGGGGUACCUAACCGCAAGGUGGGUUUCCACUCAUUUGUGGGGAAGUACGCUUCUUCCAUGAAAGUAAAGGACGAGGAUGCGUCAAUUCGUAACCAGCCGCGGAACCUCAAACUUCUAUGA